This is a messenger RNA of Humulus lupulus (European hop), 3745 nucleotides long. RefSeq lists its product as uncharacterized. Lineage: Eukaryota; Viridiplantae; Streptophyta; Magnoliopsida; Rosales; Cannabaceae. The record is from RefSeq and is a predicted model, not a curated record. Gene Ontology annotation, molecular function: small GTPase binding; nuclear import signal receptor activity. The transcript is spliced from 21 exons. Gene Ontology annotation, biological process: protein import into nucleus. Gene Ontology annotation, cellular component: nucleus; cytoplasm. The coding region runs from base 101 to 3247 and encodes 1048 amino acids.
AAUACGUAGCAAAACCGAAAGCUAUUAUACAGACCCAAAACCCCAAAAAAAACCCUCGCAGCCACCCCAAGCCUUCUCCCCAACUCCACCUCAACCAAAAAUGGCGCAAUCGCUGGAGCUUCUUCUCAUACAGUUCUUGAUGCCUGACAAUGACGCUCGCCGCCAAGCGGAGGAGCAGAUUAAGCGCCUCGCCAAGGAUCCUCAGGUGGUGCCUGCGCUCGUUCAGCAUCUCCGAACCGCUAAAACCCCAAAUGUCCGCCAACUCGCUGCCGUACUCCUCCGCAAGAAGAUCACUGGCCAUUGGGCUAAGCUCUCGCCUCAGCUUAAGCAGCUUGUGAAGCAGUCACUCAUCGAGAGCAUCACUAUGGAGAACAGUCCUCCAGUAAGACGGGCGAGUGCUAAUGUUGUUAGUAUAGUUGCGAAAUAUGCAGUUCCAACAGGGGAGUGGCCUGAUCUAUUACCCUUUCUCUUUCAAUGUAGUCAGAGUGCACAGGAGGAGCAUAGAGAAGUGGCAUUGAUUCUUUUCAGUUCUUUAACUGAAACGAUUGGGACUACAUUUCGCCCUCAUUUCUCAGAUUUGCAAGCUCUUCUUCUGAAGUGUCUGCAAGAUGAGACUAGCAAUCGUGUCAGAGUUGCUGCUCUGAAGGCAGUUGGAUCUUUUAUAGAAUUCACACAUGAUGGUGAUGAAGUGGUCAAGUUUCGAGAAUUUAUCCCCAGUAUUUUAAAUGUUUCUCGACAAUGCCUUGCUGCUGGUGAGGAGGCUGUUGCUGUAAUUGCCUUUGAAAUUUUUGAUGAGCUCAUUGAAUCUCCUGCCCCUCUUCUUGGAGAUUCUGUUAAAUCCAUUGUCCAAUUCUCUCUUGAAGUUUGCUCGAGUCAAAGUUUGGAAUCUAACACACGCCAUCAGGCAAUUCAAAUAAUUUCUUGGCUAGCAAAAUAUAAACCUGCUUCCCUUAAAAAGCACAAACUAGUUGUCCCUAUUCUGCAAGUUAUGUGUCCAUUGCUAGCUGAAUCAAAUGAUAAAGAUGAAGACGAUGAUCUAGCACCUGAUCGAGCUGCUGCUGAGGUUAUUGACACUAUGGCAUUGAAUCUACCAAAGCAUAUUUUUUCUCCUGUUUUGGAAUUUUCUUCCUUAAGCAGCCAAAGUGCAAAUCCAAAGUUCCGUGAAGCUGCUGCUACAGCUUUAGGUGUCAUUUCAGAGGGUUGUUCAGAAUUUAUUAAAGAUAAGCUGGAACCAGUUCUUCAUAUUGUUUUAGGGGCCUUAAGAGACCCGGAACAAAUGGUAAGGGGAGCUGCAUCUUUUGCAUUAGGUCAAUUUGCAGAGUACCUGCAGCCUGAAAUUGUUUCUCACUAUCAAAGUGUUCUACCUUGCAUUUUGAAUGCUCUUGAAGACACAUCAGAUGAAGUGAAGGAAAAGUCAUACUAUGCUUUGGCAGCAUUUUGUGAGAACAUGGGAGAGGAAAUCCUUCCUUUUCUUGAUCCUUUGAUGGGGAAACUACUGGGAGCUCUCCAAAAUAGCGCUCGUAAUUUGCAGGAGACAUGCAUGUCUGCAAUUGGCUCAGUUGCUGGUGCCGCAGAACAGGCCUUCAUCCCAUAUGCUGAGAGGGUUUUGGAGUUGAUGAAAACAUUCUUGGUACUUACCAAUGAUGAGGAUCUGCGUGCACGAGCUAGAGCUACUGAGUUAGUUGGAAUAAUUGCUAUGUCCAUUGGAAGAACUAGGAUGGAGCCUAUUUUGCCCCCUUUCAUAGAAGCUGCAAUUUCUGGUUUUGGAUUGGAGUACAGUGAGCUGCGAGAGUACACCCAUGGAUUUUUCAGCAAUGUGGCAGAAAUUUUGGAUGAUGGUUUUAUACAGUAUCUUCCUCAUGUUGUGCCUCUGGCAUUUUCUUCAUGCAAUCUUGAUGAUGGCUCUGCUGUGGAUAUUGAUGAAUCUGAUGAUGAGAAUAUUAAUAAUUUUGGUGGAGUUUCAUCUGAUGAUGAAGCUCAUGAUGAACCGAGAGUUCGAAAUAUUAGUAUAAGAACAGGAGUUUUGGAUGAAAAGGCAGCUGCAACUCAAGCUCUUGGGUUAUUUGCACUGCACGCAAAGAGUUCUUACGGACCCUAUUUGGAGGAGUCAUUUAGGAUUUUGGCUAAGCACUCGACGUAUUUUCAUGAAGAUGUUCGGCUUCAGGCAAUCAUUUCUUUGAAACAUCUUUUGACAGCUGCACAGGCUAUUCUCCAAAAUCAUAAUGAAGGAGCAGCUAAAGCAAAUGAAAUUUUUGAUACUGUGAUGAGCACAUAUAUUAAGACUAUGAUUGAAGAUGAUGACAAGGAAGUUGUUGCGCAGGCAUGCACCAGCAUAGCUGACAUACUCAAGGAUUUUGGAUUUGCGGCUGUUGAACCUUAUCUAUCUCCACUUGUUGAUGCAACUUUGGUACUACUUCGCGAGGAAUCUGCAUGUCAGCAAACAGAGUCUGAUGAUGAUAUUGAUGAUGAUGAUACUGAACAUGAUGAAGUACUAAUGGAUGCUGUUUCUGAUCUUCUUCCUGCAUUUGCAAAGUCAAUGGGGUCUCAUUUUGCACCCAUCUUUGCCAAGCUUUUUGAACCUUUGAUGAAAUUUGCGAAAGCUUCACGCCCCCCUCAAGACAGGACAAUGGUGGUUGCUUGCCUCGCUGAAGUUGCUCAGGACAUGGGAGCUCCAAUUGCAGGAUAUGUUGACAGGUUGAUGCCCUUGGUGCUUAAAGAAUUAGCUUCAUCAGAUCCUACCAAUAGAAGAAAUGCUGCAUUUUGUGUCGGAGAGUUGUGUAGAAAUGGGGGUGAUGGAACUUUGAAAUAUUAUGGCGAUGUAUUGCGUGGACUCUUUCCAUUGUUUGGAGAAUCAGAGCCGGAUGAUGCUGUAAGGGAUAAUGCAGCUGGUGCAGUUGCAAGAAUGAUAAUGGUGCACCCUGAAUCUAUCCCAUUGAAUCAGGUUCUUCCUGUUUUCUUAAAAGUUCUUCCACUCAAAGAAGAUCACGAGGAGUCCAUGGCAGUUUAUACUUGCGUCUCGACUCUUGUGUUAUCAUCUAAUCCCCAGAUUCUUUCUCUAGUGCCUGAGUUGGUUAAUGUGUUCGCACAAGUUGUAACAUCCCCAGAUGAAACGCCUGAAGUUAAAGCUCAAGUUGGCAGAGCUUUUUCUCACUUGAUUUCACUUUAUGGACAACAAAUGCAGCCCCUUUUGAGCAGCCUAUCUCCUGCACAUGCAAAUGCCCUAGCUGCAUUUUCGCCAAAAAGCUAAUGUCUGCUUGAACUGUCAUUUGUUCCUUCACACAAUAACGUUUUUUUGAUGUCCUUGCUUCAUUCUUCCCUGUGAUAUUCUGGUUGAUUCAGCUAGUGAUCUGUUAUUCCUCAAUUCCAACAUUUGUAUUUAUUGGUGAGGUUGUUUCUCAAAGAGUGAUUUCUUCUACCCAUUUUUCGGUUGGGAACGGCUUAAUUCUUGAAAUUCAUCAAUACAUCAGGUUUGGUUCUUGCUUCGUUCAUCCCCAUCUCCAUUUUUUCUGUUUGGAGAUUAUACGGUAAUUCAUUUUCUGAGUGUAUAUGUUCCAAUUUUUGCUAUUUUUAUUUUUAUUAUUUAUGCUUUUAGCUAUGUUUGUGUUCAUUUAUUUAUUAUUUGAGUUCAAAGCUGCUAGGGAAUGGUGUGUUUUGAUAAACUGGCAUUGCCAUAAAAUUCAUUGGGUUUUGAUAUACAGGCUGUAUACAUUUAUGGCAACAUUGAUUAUAGAAAUAUUGUUUGAUA